GGGGCUGUAUGUUUAUAAAAACCAUAGAUGCAUUAUCGUUUCUUGCUUACCCCUUCCCUCUCAAUCUCAUCUAACUAUCGUUCUCUCUGUCUUUCAUCUCCGCCCUCCGACCACACCACACAUAUAUACAGAUGCCUUUGUUUUUCUUUCGCUUAGCUUCUUAAUUCACUCCGCUUUGUUCACACUGGAUCACUCCACUCUCAUUCUUCCUUAAACAUACCCUUAUAAAAACAUUUCGAUUAUGUAAACUUCCUACUUCUCAAUUUCUUACAUAAAAAACCCCCAAAAAAAAAAGUAGUUUUGUCAAUUUUUUUAUGUGAUCUACGAGAGUUUAAUCCCGGUCCGUCCUUUAGAAACUAGCUGGUGAAUCAAACCGGCUUGUUUUCUGAAAGCUUUAACAAGCAUGUAAGGAAAAAAAAAAUAUAAUUCCAGUUUUGUAUCGGUACAAUAAAUUAUUACUGACAGAUAAGAAACGUAACAAAUGGCGGAACCCGAGGCUGCAGUGUCGGCGCCUAAUACGCCAGGGACGCCGGGAGGGCCGCUGUUUCCGUCGCUGAGGAUAGACUCACUGUCAUAUGAUCGGAAGUCGAUGGCAAGAUGCAAUAAAUGCCUUCCCCUGAAUGCACCAACUUUUGGUCAACCCAAUAGCUGCUUCAUCGACUUCCCUGCACCUGACGUGUCUCUUACCCGUAAGCUUGGAGCGGAAUUUGUGGGAACAUUCAUGUUGAUAUUUGCAGCAACUGCGGGACCCAUAGUGAAUCAGAGGUACAAUGGAGCAGAAACUUUGAUCGGCAAUGCAGCAUGUGCUGGACUAGCGGUGAUGAUAAUAAUUCUAUCAACCGGGCACAUUUCCGGAGCUCACUUGAACCCGUCCCUAACCAUUGCCUUUGCUGCGCUCCGUCACUUUCCCUGGGUGCAAGUGCCUGCCUACAUUGCAGCACAAGUAUCAGCAUCUAUCUGUGCAUCUUUCGCUCUUAAAGGAGUCUUUCACCCUUUUAUGUCUGGUGGUGUUACUGUUCCAUCUGUUAGCAUAGGCCAAGCUUUUGCCCUCGAGUUUGUUAUCACUUUUAAUCUCUUGUUUGUUGUCACUGCUGUUGCAACUGACACCCGUGCUGUGGGGGAGUUGGCCGGAAUAGCAGUCGGAGCGACAGUUAUGCUCAAUAUUCUUGUUGCUGGGCCGUCUAGUGGUGGUUCAAUGAAUCCCGUGAGGACACUAGGCCCCGCGGUGGCUGCAGGAAAUUACAGAGCAUUGUGGAUAUACAUGGUGGCGCCCACACUUGGGGCCCUCGUUGGUGCUGCGACUUACACCGCUGUGAAGCUCCGAGAGGACGAAGUGGGUCCUCCCCGCCGAAGCUUCCAUCGCUAAAAAAAAGUGCUCAACUAUUGUGUGUGCAAUUAUUAUGAAGCUAUGUAUAAAGGUAUUGAAAUAAAAGGCGGUGUGACUACAAGUCAACUGCUGCAGUGAAUUUGAAUAAUGGUGCAAAAGGAGUGGUGCUGCUCAUCGUCUCUCUUUUGCUGUUGUUUUCAUACUUUUGGUAUUUGAUUGUGUUGUUGCUUGCUUGUCAUCCAUUUUCUGGAAUGCAUAAUGAUAUUCAAUAAGUUGUAAUUCGUGCUUUCUUAAUCACAGAACUGUUUGAUUUA
This is a messenger RNA of Mercurialis annua (annual mercury), 1641 nucleotides long. RefSeq names its product probable aquaporin NIP5-1. Gene Ontology annotation, cellular component: membrane. The record is from RefSeq and is a predicted model, not a curated record. Gene Ontology annotation, molecular function: channel activity. The transcript is spliced from 4 exons. Gene Ontology annotation, biological process: transmembrane transport. Bases 482 to 1366 code for a protein of 294 amino acids. Lineage: Eukaryota; Viridiplantae; Streptophyta; Magnoliopsida; Malpighiales; Euphorbiaceae.